Molecule: messenger RNA, 1533 nt
Organism: Anthostomella pinea
Lineage: Eukaryota; Fungi; Ascomycota; Sordariomycetes; Xylariales; Xylariaceae
Source: the annotation of a GenBank genome assembly
AUGAAGUCCAUCUGGGACGCCGAAAAUCACACAGCAGCAGCUCUCGGAAGCGCGCAACCCCAAAAGAGAGGGUUCGUCCAGCGUGUGCAGACACUCUUCCGUCAAGCGCGGGCAAAGCUCCACCGACGACAUGCCACCUGGAAGAAGAUAUCUUCCGUACCAGGAGACAACACAGACGCUAUAAUGUUCGAUGUCCUCCCACAUGCCCCAAACACACCGUCGGUAGCCGUUACGGGGCCCCCUUCAGAAGGGUGGGACGCAUCAGUGUCGAAUGUACCGGCACGGUUUGCACCACAGGACACUGCCUCGCAGGCAUGUGGUGUGCCCGAUCCCACGAGGACCGACAACACACCGAGCCAAGACGAUCACGUAAGCCCCAGACCUGUCCAGCAACGCAAUCGGCGUUCCAGGUGGUCUCUCUUUGGACCGGAGUCGAGAGAAGAGGUGGUCGCUGAGCCCCGGCCUCGGCCACGAUCUGUGUAUGUCCCAACGCACGCAGCCGCCGACUUCUGUAUGAAUUCCCUCCCAGACCAGCGGAGAUGGUCAGUCAUGUCUACGAAUUCGCUCCCAGAGCAGCGGAAACGGGCAGCCAUGUGUAUGAAUUCCCUCGCAGAGCAGCGGAAACGAUCAGGCAUUUACAGUCCAGAGUUCAUUUCAGAAUUUAACGCAGUGCUGGAAAGCGCGAGUGACAGCGGCGAGGGAUCCGCGUCGGCCACAAGGGACACACUGGAGCCGCUCCCAGAGGUCCGGGAUCCAGACGAGAUAGAGAAGACUCGACGGAUCCUAGAGUCGGGCCACGAGCCAUCAUCGGAACAGUCGCCAAUCUCACCGUUUCUGACGCGCCAGCGUAGGCGCUCCUAUCAACUCGCAGUCGCACCACGCAUCGAGUCGGACGAGAUUUCGGAUUUCCGCCGCUUCUUACAGCAAAGCACGGCAACCGAUCCCGUCCUCGGCGAGCAGAUCUGGCAAAGCGUCUCACAAGGACUUGGGAAGCGGAAUGGGCAGAUUAUGCCCGUUCUCGACGGGUCGACGUCGAAUAUAACCAGCUUACGAUCACGCCAUUCCGCGGCGGCCGGCCAGUACGGGAGUCACAGCCGAGCCGGGCGUCGUCAGUCUCAGCCCUCGAUCGGGGCCCAUAGCACCCGAGGACCUCGAGACGGGGGUGCAAGCACCGAGAGCCGCCGCCACUAUAGCUGGGCAAUCUACGAGGACCUCCGCGAGGCGCGCAGCACCAGCAGCCUGGCCUGGGGACGACCCGGUGCCAACGCCGAGCAAAGGCGCAGCUGGCGCGAUGAUGGGAAUCGCCACUCGGCCGCCCUGGACGGCAUGUUCAUGCGAGAGGCGGAUGCCAGCUCCUCGCCCGGUCUCGCUGCUGACAGACGACGACGACAACAACAGCGAUCGUCUGUUUCCAGCUUCAUGCACGUCAUUGCCGAGUACAUCCGGCCGGAGCUGCCCCCUACCACCGAUGUGGCUGCCCAGUACCACGGGUCGAAGAGGGCGAGCCUGUACGGACCCCCUGGGCGUUAUUGA